AUGUCAAGUAACAAUAUUUACGGCACAAACGGUAUUAACGUUAACGACCAGUCGUUUGCUGUGGUUUGGAAAGACCUGUCGUAUAGAGUGAAGCACCGGAUCAUCAAAGAGAAGACAAUCAUUAAUGGGAUCAGCGGUUACUUCAGGAGCGGACAAAUCACCGCAAUUCUCGGGCCAUCCGGUUGUGGGAAGUCUUCGCUUCUUAACUGUUUGGCCGGAAUCAAGAAGAAGGGAGUCUUCGGAUCAAUUAGUAUAUCAACAAGAAAAAAGCUGAAGAUAGCGGUGAUCGGACAGGAAGACCAUUUAGACCCCCGGCUGACAGUGAGAGAGGCCCUGAACUACGCCUCGCGGCUCAAGAACUUGGAAAAUAUAGACCACAAACACAACAUCGAGAUCACAAUCAAACGGCUGGACAUCGAGUCGUGCGCUGAUGUGAGGGCUAAGCGAUGCUCUGGUGGUCAACGGAAACGCGUGUCAAUCGCUCUGGAGUUAGUCUCCAGACCUAAUAUACUAAUACUGGAUGAGCCCACCAGUGGUUUAGACGUUGCGACCACGUGGCAACUCAUUAAUACACUGCUGGAUCUGACCCAACAAUCCCAGAAAGGUCAGCCCAUGGCAGUGGUGGCCACUAUUCAUCAGCCGAGUGGCAAACUCUUCAAUUUGUUUCACUCGGUGUAUAUCAUGUCAUACGACGGGCAGUGUAUAUAUCAGGGAACCCCACAAUCGAUGGUCAACUUUAUGGCCCAAUACGGUAUGAAAUGCCCUAAAUUUCACAACCCAUCCGAUUAUAUACUAGAGGUUGCGUCCAAAGAGCACGGAAUCGGCAAACCUAUGCUAUUGGCUUCAAUCAUGAAGAUCGAGGCGUUGGAUCUGAUCGCACAUCCGUAUAAAAUUACACCACAUUUUAAGUACAACACAACCAGUGAUAUCUGGACUCUAAGUAAAAGGACAUUUGUAUUGUCCUACCGGGACAUAUGGAUGCUACCGUUGCGAUCGGCCGCCCAUUUGGCUACCGUUGGUCUAUUGGUCGGGUUUUGGGGGCCGGAGAGCGGGAAGCUGUCGGGCUGUCCGGACAACUUUGUGGUCGACGGCGCCGACUUUGUCAAGACGUUUGAAGAGGUGGGCGACAAACUGAACGAGAACUUUGGCUGCAUUUGUUUUAUCGUGAUGUUCACGUGGUUCGGCGCCAUAUUCGCCGUUUUGCUUACAUUUCCCGCUGAAAUGCAUACGUUUCUGAAGGAAUAUAGAAACGGGUGGUACUCAAUAUAUUCAUACUAUAUGGCUAAAGUGCUCGUGGACGUUUUCUGGCAGUUGACAAUACCAUUGCUUUUGAUAAUACCGGCAUUUGUGGGCACCGGACAGUACUGGGAGACCGAACGCUGGCGUUUCUACUAUUUUAUAGGCAUAUGUCUACUGCUGGCCCUCUCGUCCACAUCUAUGGGACUAAUAGUGAGCGCAUAUCUCAUGAACUCUCCGACGGCCGCCGCCUUUCUCGGCAUUAUUACCGCAUUUCCGUUAUUCCUCUUCUCAGGCUUUAUGAUCCCGGUAAAGGACAUGCCUAACGGGUUCCGGCACUCAACGUGGGGUAAUUUUGUGCGCUUCGCCUUAGAGGGCACGACAACAGCCAUCUAUGGCUUCAACAGAUGUCGAUCGGAUCCGAUUGGGCCGAAGAAAGCGCCCAUAGAUUGGGGUUCACUCAUAACAGAGCAACAGAUGACCGCAAUCCUGGCCUCCGAUCACAUCAAUGCCGAUGCGUUGAUGAAUACAAUGAGUUUGUUUAGCGGUCAGGUGUCAGAUGAGGCCCAGUCUGUCAUAAUGACCAAAAUGGAUUAUCACGACGACGACAUGUAUAGAGCCAUUGCGAUGCUCAUGCUCAUUUUAGUGGUGCUUAAAGUGGGCACCGAAUGA
Molecule: messenger RNA, 1908 nt
Organism: Medioppia subpectinata
Lineage: Eukaryota; Metazoa; Arthropoda; Arachnida; Sarcoptiformes; Oppiidae
Source: the annotation of a GenBank genome assembly